AUGCACCGCAUAUUAGUGAGCCGUUCACUGCAGGUUUUAUCCACCCAUGAGUGUCACGUAGCUCAUCUUCUCCGUCGGACUGUGUCUUCAUCGCUACCGGAUGGUGUGUCUUCACUUACAAUGCCGUCAUUGUCUCCUACAAUGGAAACGGGAUCCCUUUCCACGUGGCUUAAGAAAGAAGGCGAUGAGAUUUCUCCAGGUGACGUUCUAUGUCAAAUCGAGACGGAUAAGGCUGUUGUUGACUAUGAAGUGCAGGAUGAUGCUGUGGUGGCCAAGAUUGUGUGUCCUGAAGGUACAGCCGACCUUCCUAUUGGUGCCUUGCUCGCUUACACUGUGGACGACCUAGACACAUACAAGAGUCUGUUGGACAGUGGAGCGCUUGCUAACUUACCAACAGAAGAUCAAGCAUCUAAUGUGGAGAUUGCAGUACCGGUGGCAGCUAAGAAGGAAGAGGAAAGAGAGGAGACUGGUCGCUCACCGCUCAUUAAAUUCUUGGGCAAGCGUACGCUCCUCCCUGAGUUCAAUGAUUCACCGAUUAAGGAAUUUGAAAAGUCUGUGGAUGCAGCUCAGCCAGAAACAGCUGUACCAGUUGUCUCCCAUACUAAUGAUGCUGACGCUGAGUUUAAGGACCUGCCACUGUCCAAUAUGCGCAAGGUUAUCGCCAAGCGCUUGAGUGCGUCCAAGAGAGACGUGCCUCACAGCUACACGAGUAUCAACUGCGAGAUUGAUAACAUUUUAAAGUUCCGCAAGCAGCUUAGUAUCAAACAUGAUGUCAAGGUUGGUAUGAACGACUUUAUCCUUAAGGCGGUCGCUCUAGCGUUGCGUGACGUACCGGAAGCCAAUUGUUUCUUUGAUGUCAAGACCCAAAGUGUGCAGAGAAACUCGUCGGUGGAUAUUUCAGUAGCUGUAGCCGCUCCAUCGGGUCUCAUCACCCCUAUUGUGCCGAAGGUGGAGACCCUCGGUCUGAGCGGCGUCAACCGCAUAUUUAUGGAGCUCGUGUCGCGCGCGCGUCUGAACAAGCUGAAGCCGGAGGAGUUUCAGGGCGGGUCGUUCACUGUGUCGAACCUUGGCAGCUUUGGCAUCGAGCAGUUCCGAGCUGUGAUUAAUCCACCGCAAGCUUGCAUUUUGGCCAUCGGUGGCGGACGCAGAGAGGUAUUACCGCCUCUGGAAAUCGUGGAGGGUGUGAACCCGAAACCGCGUAUUGCUACCCUCAUGAACGUGACGUUAUCGUCGGACCGUCGCGUCGUUGACGGUGUCAUUGCUGGCCAGUUUUUGCAAGUAUUCAAAAGUUACAUGGAGAGCCCGGAACUCAUGGUCCUGUAA
Peronospora belbahrii is the source of this 1323-nucleotide messenger RNA. Lineage: Eukaryota; Oomycota; Peronosporomycetes; Peronosporales; Peronosporaceae. The record is from the annotation of a GenBank genome assembly.